AUGCAGCAUAAUAUACGUCCGCCGAUUUCAAAGUGUCAGCUAAAGACAGUAAUAUUGCGAUGUUUUCACGAUCGUUGCGCCGUUCCACGAAUUGUCGACGACCCAGAAAGAAAGAUGCAUCCAGUAACCGAUGCCGGGUAUAGAUAUCGAUACCAUCGACCAGGUAUUGACCCUUUGCCUCGAUUACCAAACUGCAAGGUACCAGUACAUAAGCCUGAUUACAAAGUGCGCGAUUGCUGGACUACAGCACAAGCAAGGUUUGGUGAGAAUGACUAUAUCGAUUUAUUGGGUGACGGUAGCAUCCACCCCGCCCAGCUGCAAUACCACGUUCCAGCUUGGCUUCGUGGUUUUCCAGGUCAACAUCGAACUAACGAAUUGGUGAAAUUGAUUCACUUCCGGAAUUUGCAUAAGGAAAAAAUGCAAAUCAGUUCACCUCGACGGUGGUAUGAUCUGCAGAAAAGAAUCAAAUAUUUGCUUCAGAAACAUAAUUACUACAAGCAGGAUGAGUUGAGGGAUGAGCGUUAUUUUGGAUUAUGGGAGGAGAAACCGGAUUAUUUCUACAAGGACAAAUCUAGAAGGAGCUAUCAGGACCUUAUUUGA
This is a messenger RNA of Brugia malayi, 600 nucleotides long. RefSeq lists its product as uncharacterized. Gene Ontology annotation, cellular component: mitochondrial large ribosomal subunit. Bases 1 to 600 code for a protein of 199 amino acids. Gene Ontology annotation, molecular function: structural constituent of ribosome. NCBI's taxonomy places the organism in Eukaryota, Metazoa, Nematoda, Chromadorea, Rhabditida, Onchocercidae. The record is from RefSeq and is a predicted model, not a curated record. Gene Ontology annotation, biological process: translation. The transcript is spliced from 2 exons.